AUGAGUCUGCCCCUCGUCUGUGACUACGGCUCCGGCUUCAGCAAGGUGGGCUUCUCGGGGGCAGAAGCGCCCCUGGCCGUGUUCCCGACCAUCCUUGGGAAACUUCGGCAUGACAACCCGCUGGUGGGGACGGAGAAGCAAGACUGGUUCAUCGGAGACGAGGCUCAGAACAGACGAGACAGACUCAGCAUGCUGUGUCCCAUCUCUAGGGCCACUGUCACCAGCUGGGACAACAUGGAAAAGAUCUGGCAUCACUCCUUCUACCAAGUGCUGCGCAUCGCCCCGGAGCAGCACCCCAUGAUGGUCACAGACCCGCCUUUGAACACGGCGUCCAACAAAGAGAAGGUGUUGCAGAUCCUGUUCGAGACCUUCAAUGUGCCUGCCCUGUAUUUAGCCAACCAAGGAGUCCUUUCUCUCUACGCCUCCGGCCUGACCUCUGGAACAACCAUCGAAUCCGGAGAAGGAAUGACAUACUUCGUGCCCAUUGUCGACGGCUUUUCUCUGCCCCAGUCAACCAUGCAGAUGGACACAGCAGGCCAAGAUUUAACCUUGUACCUCCUGCAACUGUUAUCGGAGAAGGGGCACUCAUUGAUAAGCACAGGUGACCGGGAAUACAUCCGGGACAUGAAGGAGAAGUGUUGCUAUGUGGCUUUGGACUUUGACAAAGAACAAGCGCAAGCCAACUCGCCUUCCUGCACACAGAAGUAUCAGCUGCCUGAUGGCCGGGAGAUCAGCCUUGGGCCGGAAAGGUUCUUCUGCCCCGAAGCGCUUUUCCACACGGACCUCAUAGGGAGAAACAGCCUGGGCAUCCACAUGACGGCCUUCCGCAGCAUCAGCUCCUGCAACCCCGCCCUCUGGAAGGUUCUCUUCCGGCACGUGCUCUUGUCCGGGGGCACCGGCUCCUGCUUGGGCUUGAGGUUCCGGAUGCAGAGAGAACUCUCCGCCCUAGUGUCCCCUCUGAUCAACGUGAAGGUGUCUACCUGUCCCUAUUCCGUAUACGGCGCCUGGGUCGGUGGCUCCAUCCUGUGCUCACUCUCUACCUUCAAGGACAUGUGGGUCACCAGCAUCGAGUAUAAGGACUGUGGUUCCUCCGUCAUCGGCAGGAGAUCCUUCUGA
Molecule: messenger RNA, 1116 nt
Organism: Pteropus alecto (black flying fox)
Lineage: Eukaryota; Metazoa; Chordata; Mammalia; Chiroptera; Pteropodidae
Product: actin-85C-like
Exons: 8
Coding region: 1-1116 (371 amino acids)
Source: RefSeq, a predicted model, not a curated record